GGAAUUAAAAAAAAGCCGAUGCAAGCAGGUCUUCAGAACAAAAAGUUUCCUCUGUGAAGACAAACGUGUGGGCUCUUUCUCCUGGGGUUGUGUGCAUACAGAGAUCCGAUAAUCGCGUUUUAUGUGUGAGCGCACGGAGGGUUGGACACAUUAAAGGAGCAUCAGGAGGCGGCAGAGACGCUUUACAGACGAAGCAAGAAAAGAGAGAAAGGGAGAGAGAGAGAUUAUCUCACUCUCCCAGUCGCAGUCGCAACCGGAUCACAUCCAGCUUGUCUCUCCACACGGUAAUAGCAGGACAAUGUCUAGUAAAGCGACUUUAGCCUUACUCAUCUAUGGAAUCAUAAUGCACUACAGCAUCCACUGCUCACCUCUCGGGCUAAGCUAUCCUAACCUUAGACUUGAAAAUGAGGUUUAUGACGAGGAUGGAAAUUCGUUACCGGACUUGGCUUUUGACGGUGAUCAAAUUGCUAUAAGAAGUCCCCCAUCUGUGGCGGACGACGUGUACACUUUAUACUACCCACCGGAGAAAAGUGGAGGGAGCACCAUGGAAGACGACUCAGAGCCUCUGUCAAAGCGACACUCGGAUGGGAUCUUCACAGACAGCUACAGCCGCUACCGAAAGCAAAUGGCAGUCAAGAAAUACCUGGCGGCAGUCCUUGGGAAAAGGUAUAGACAGAGAUAUAGAAGCAAAGGACGCCGGCUAGCGUAUUUGUAGCGUUGCUAAACCAAACUACCAUGUGUGUACAGCCCAGAUCAAGUCAUUUUGAGAAAACUGAACAAUCGGUGGAUCGCUCUUGUGUUCUUUAAACAUGUAUUUAUGUAUGAAGUAAAGCCAUUAAAAUUAAUAUUUUGAUAAUAAUAUUGUUUUUCUUUUGUACUUAAGCACUUGAGAACGCGCAGAUCUACUUUGUGGACCAAUCCUUUUGUUCAACCUAAAUAUAGCCUAUAUUUAUUUAUUUUUAGACCUACGUAGACAUGAAGAUGAAAUGAUGUGCACAUGAUCAAUAUGCUCUUUACCCUGUCUUUUAAAGAUUUAAAUCUAGAUAUGAAUGCGACGGAAAUAAAUAGUUUAAAAGACAGUCAAUGUAUUGAAUGUUACUUUGUGGCAACUGAAAUUAAGAGCUCAGUGUCUUUAUUUACAACAGCCCUGAAGACUUAGGUUUUCACCAUAUUCUACAAGACAUAGACUUUGAUGCCCUACCGGAUGGGGAUGAGUUUGAGGCUAUUUUUGGAGACUGGCUGAAACAGUUCUCUCCCGAAUUUCCGGUGAGUUCCAGGCUCUUUCCCGAGGCCUUGUCUUGAGGGAUGUCUCUUGUCCCUCCCACUUUUUCUCACCUUACCCUGUGACCUUACCCUCCAGAUAUGAAAUACAACCCAGUCUUCUUCUUUUCUCAUUUGGGCUCCUGUCUCUCUUGAGAUGCUGUACAACUGUACCUAUAUUCACACCUAUACUGCAUGCAGUAUAUGUAUGAACGUGAAUAUAGAUGCAUAGAUAUGUUUUACACAUUGAAUGUUUAUGGAUAUACUGUAAAUCCUUUACAAUUCCCCAUAAAUAUCCUAUGGGAGGCUGUAGGAUAAUAAUGUGACUGCUAAACAGUAUUAUAAAUAAAUUGUUUAUUUAAGGCCAAAACAGACAUGACCCAACAGGCUCUAGAAUCCUUAUAUAUGGCAGUAAUUCAAGUACUAAAGUGUUAGAAUGACCCCUAUGACCUCUAUGACCCUCGUAAGAUGAGGACCAGAGUGCGUUUGAGCUUUUUCCUUUCCUUCCUCUUCUUCUUCUUCUUUUUCUUCUUCAGUGUUAAAGAAAAUGAGCUUACAUUUUUGAACUUUGUGCAAAGUAUCUAUCUUGUGUUCCUCUGUAAUGGUAUACAUGUGUUUGAAAAGCUCUUGAAAACCUGGAAUGCUGGUAAAGGUUUUCCAUUUGUCUCUUCUCGCCACAUAAGAAGCAUCAUGAACGUAGAAUGGUCGUCGGACUCAAAAAGAAAGUCCAAUAAGAAAACGGAGACCAUUUCCACUGACAUUAUACUUUUUAUGUGGCUUCACUUAAUUUCAAUGUGUUUUUUGUUAUUUUUCAUGAGGAACAUUUCAGAGGCAAUUUGAAGACGCGUUGCACCUUCCUGGUCUACUGUGCUUUCCCCUAUCUUGUCAUGUGAACCAAUGUAAAGCUAGAUCGCAUGAUUAAAGUAAUUGCACUAGCCACCAAAUCUGUGCAAACUACUGCAAUUGGAUGGUUUUCUUUGCUCACUGAUUGACAUAUAUACAUAUGUGUUUUUUUUCUGGAUGUUGUUUUGUUUUUGUUCUCUCCCCAACAUUACUGCACAAAGUGUUUGAUUGAACGUCUCACCCCUGUCUUCUGUAUAGGAAAGCUCAGAUGAAUGUACUGCAGGGGAGAAGCUUUCAGAAAGAGUCGCGGUCAUGUUUUCUUUUUAGUCUCUUCUCAAUGGGACUUGAGACAAGAUUCUGUUACAUUCCAAUGUAUUAUAUGCCAAAAACAAUGCUUGAAUGAUUGUUAUUUUGAAUAAUCCUUACCUAUCCUGGCAGCCCAAGCACAGCACAGUCAAACUUCUACCUAAUCAACAGUUAGACAAAGCCUUGAACGUACUUCACCGUGCCUGUACUAUUCUGAACACCACCAAUUCCAAAUUAGCUUCUCAGUUUACUUGCCUCUUUUUUCUUGAUGUAAGUGAUCACAAGAUGAGAAGCAGAGAAAACCUGUUCAGUGCUAGAUAGACCCAAGUACGAGAGGGGGAGUGGGAGGAAGAGAGAGGAAUGAGGAUAGUGGGUGCGAGAGAGGAGAACAAAGAGAAAGAGGGACACAGAGAAAGAAGGAGAGUCCAUGACCAAUCGAUUCGAGAGAAAACAGGGUGAUUUUUUGGCAGUGAAAGGAAUUUACCAGACAAAGGUUUCCACACCUCAUUAGAAGAACUUGGCCUAUCAUCUCACUUGUACCCAUCAGUGACAGAUAGACAGAACAAGCCACACUUCUUCUCACUAGAGACAUGAUUGGGUUCGCUACUUCUGUUAUUAGCCAUCCCAUUUUUCGACACCAUGAAAAACAGUUAAUAAGAUAAUGAAAAAUGUAGCUUCUGAAUCCGUACAGUAUACUUCCAUUUCCUGGCCCCAAGACAUCAUAUUCACACUUCCCUAAAUUGCAAGGAGAUCUAACUCCAGUAGUGGACCAGGCAGAUUCUACAGACACUGUAGGUUAGGUUUGAGCUUUGUGACACUUAGCAGUAGGGCAAAGUUCUUCGAUCUGUGCCUGUGUGUAUGAAAUCAAUCUUUCUUUAAUUCUGCAUUCCCCUCCAGGCUUUGUGACGCAGAAUGCAGCUUGCGGCUGUGGUGCCUUGCUUCGACUUUAAAAUCGCCACGAAUCACAGAUGGCUAUUUAGUAGCCCUACAAUGCUGCACAUCAUCAGCUUACAUUUCACCAUUUGGUUGUUGUUUUUGUGUUGCGCAGACAUUUGAUUGGAUCUUUAGUGCCAUUAGGUGUAGUCUCCGAGCACUCUUGCUCACAAUCAUUUCUUUUGACAAUUAUUAUUAUUAUUAUUUUUUUGAGCACUUAGACUUAGAGAUUUGUGGUAGAUAGUUGCAAGCAUCAUGAUUACCCUCUUUCCAUAAUGUGUAUCAUUUUGAAAGCGCCAACAGCCUUACUAAACGUGAAGAUUUAACUUAGAAUAUAUAUAUUUAUUGUGUAGUAAAUUGAUAUUAGAGAGUACUAUUAUAAUGAGAAAAAAAAUGGCGAUCCACAAGGGUUAAGUCUAUAAAUGUUUAAAAAAAACGGUGUUGUAAGAUUUGUAUGAAUAAAUUUUUGUAAACAACA
This is a messenger RNA of Oncorhynchus mykiss (rainbow trout), 3820 nucleotides long. The record is from RefSeq and is a predicted model, not a curated record. NCBI's taxonomy places the organism in Eukaryota, Metazoa, Chordata, Actinopteri, Salmoniformes, Salmonidae.